AUGCCGGGGUCUGAAGACAACACGACGGAACUCGGGGAAAUAGAGAACGUUAGGGUUGUGGUCCGCGUUCGACCUUUAAAUGGAAAGGAGUUGGACGGGCAUUCGAAAAAUAUAGUACGCGUCGAUACUAUAAAUAGUGAAAUAACUGUUGAAAAUCCCAAUGCUGCGCAAGGAGAACCACCAAAAGUUUUCUCUUUUGAUGCUGUCUUCGACACUGAUUCAACACAGGUUGAUAUAUAUAAUUUAACUGCAAGACCUAUCGUGGACAAAGUUCUGCAAGGAUACAAUGGGACCAUAUUCGCGUAUGGACAAACCGGCACUGGUAAAACUUAUACCAUGUCGGGGGCCAAAACAUCUCCACAGCUUAGAGGUAUCAUUCCAAAUAGCUUUGCUCAUAUAUUUGGGCAUAUAGCUAAAGCUCAUGACAACCAGAAGUUUCUUGUACGGGCAACAUACUUGGAGAUCUAUAAUGAGGAAGUUAGAGAUCUACUGGGUAAAGAUCAAAAUACAAGACUGGAAGUGAAAGAAAGACCUGACAUUGGAGUAUUUGUCAAAGAUCUUAGUGGUUACGUUGUAAAUAAUGCUGACGAUUUAGAUCGAAUUAUGUCUCUCGGUAAUAAGAAUCGUGUUGUGGGAGCUACAGCAAUGAAUGUAUCAAGUUCUAGGUCCCAUGCAAUAUUUACAAUCACAGUCGAGUCUAGUCAACUUGGAGAAGAUGGUGAACAACACGUUAAAAUGGGCAAAUUACAUUUAGUUGAUCUAGCUGGUUCAGAAAGACAAAGCAAAACAAAAGCCUCUGGAGUUCGUUUAAGAGAAGCAACAAAAAUUAAUUUGUCUCUUUCGACAUUAGGUAAUGUAAUAUCUGCAUUGGUUGAUGGUCAAAGUUCACAUGUGCCUUACAGAAAUUCCAAACUGACACGAUUGCUUCAAGACUCUCUGGGUGGUAACUCAAAAACAUUAAUGUGUGCUAAUGUAAGUCCGGCGGAUAUAAAUUAUGACGAAACUAUAAGCACUCUCCGUUAUGCAAACCGUGCGAAAAAUAUUAAAAAUAGAGCGAGGAUCAAUGAAGAUCCAAAAGAUGCUUUACUUCGUCAAUUUCAAGUGGAGAUUGAACAAUUACGAAAACAGUUGGAAGAAAACGGUGCUGAAAUCUCAGAAUCCGACGACGAGUCUGAAAAUUCUCAAGAAACAGGAGAAACCAAACACGAAAAGAAAGCAAGGCGUAGAAGAAGUCAAAUACUAACAAUGGAAGAAUUAGAAGACAGAGAUGCAGAUUCCACGGAGAAGAUUGACAAAGCUGAGAGAGAGGACAAGAGUCCUGAUGACAAGGAUGUUAUAGAAUUAAAAAGAACUCAGAGUGAAAAGGAAGCACUACGAGAGAAGAUGCAAAAUUUACAAAAUAAGAUUUUGGUCGGAGGCGAAAACUUGUUGGAAAAAGCUGAGGCUCAAGAACAAUUAUUAGCCGCCGCAGCAACUGAACUUGAACAACGUAAGAGCAGAGAAGAACAACUUAAAAAAGCCAUUGAAGCGAAGGAAGCCGAACGUAUCGACAUAGAAGAGAAAUAUUCUUCCCUGCAAGAAGAAGCGGCUGGAAAAACAAAAAAAUUAGCCCGAGUGUACACAAUGUUAAUGUCUGUUAAAGCAGAAUUGUCUGACUUACAACAAGAACAUCAAAGAGAAAUGGAAGGGCUCUUGGAAGGUGUCAGAGGUAUUGGAAGAGAGUUACAGCUUCAAGAGUUAUUAGUAAACAGUUACAUUCCUGUGCAAUAUCAAACGAUGAUCGAAAGAUAUGUUCAUUGGAAUGAAGACAUUGGAGAAUGGCAAUUAAAGUGCGUAGCAUAUACUGGUAACAAUAUGCGGAAAGCUCAAGCAACUCCAACCGUAGGAAGCAACAAAGAUCAAACGCAACCGGAUAUGUCAAAUAUAUAUCUUUCUUACAAUACUGGAAUCGACAAUACUUUUGUGCAACCGAAAAAAAUAAGAGGCCGGUCAGGUGUCCCAAGGCCAACUACGGCACACAGACGUACUCCGCAUUAAAAGUACAUUUAAACUAUAAAAUGAUAGACAUAUUUAUUUUUC
Molecule: messenger RNA, 2079 nt
Organism: Dufourea novaeangliae
Lineage: Eukaryota; Metazoa; Arthropoda; Insecta; Hymenoptera; Halictidae
Gene: Klp64D
Product: kinesin-like protein KIF3A
Exons: 9
Coding region: 1-2037 (678 amino acids)
Biological process (GO): microtubule-based movement
Molecular function (GO): ATP binding; microtubule motor activity; microtubule binding
Source: RefSeq, a predicted model, not a curated record